AUGGCAAAUGGCCAAUCUUCGGUCCCCAACAUGCCCAACUUCCCCGGAAAGGAACAUUUCCGUGGGAAGGUCAUCCAUUCGGUUGACUUUGGCCAAUCUGACGUCGUCCAAGACAAGUCGAUCCAACACAUUGCCGUUAUUGGCGCGGGAAAGUCGGCUGCCGAUAUGGUGUAUGAAGUAGUCAAGGCGGGCAAGACCGUAUCGUGGAUUAUUCACGAAACCGGGAACGGCUCACUUGGAGCUGCAGCCUUCGCACCUAUUGACUUGCCCACGCCGUACAAGAACGGAGAUGCUAACAUUUCCAACUAUAAUUUGGCAGAAAAAACCGCUGGAGGCUGUCACUUCGCAGACUUCUGGCCCCUUGUCGCGGAGAAGGUCUAUGUAUAUCGUGGCGACGUAAAGCUUCUAGACGGAAACGAAUUGUAUCUCAACGACAAGAACGGCACGCACUUCCCUUGUGAUGCUGUCCUCUGCGGAACAGGCUGGAAAAGCGGACUUGAUAUGUUCGAAAACCAUACGCUCAUGGAGCUAGGGUUACCAUAUCCCAAAGAUAUUGAGCCACAAGAGGUAACUGCAAAGUGGGAAAAGCUCGUUGGCAAGGCAGACGAGCAGGUCCUCAGAAGAUUCGUCAUGCUCAGAAAUCCGCCAAAGCACUAUCAUAAGUAG
Daldinia childiae is the source of this 666-nucleotide messenger RNA. Its product is annotated as putative dimethylaniline protein. The record is from RefSeq and is a predicted model, not a curated record. The coding region runs from base 1 to 666 and encodes 221 amino acids. NCBI's taxonomy places the organism in Eukaryota, Fungi, Ascomycota, Sordariomycetes, Xylariales, Hypoxylaceae. The transcript is spliced from 2 exons.